This is a messenger RNA of Salvelinus fontinalis (brook trout), 6985 nucleotides long. RefSeq names its product CMP-N-acetylneuraminate-beta-1,4-galactoside alpha-2,3-sialyltransferase-like. The record is from RefSeq and is a predicted model, not a curated record. NCBI's taxonomy places the organism in Eukaryota, Metazoa, Chordata, Actinopteri, Salmoniformes, Salmonidae. The coding region runs from base 290 to 1432 and encodes 380 amino acids. The transcript has 12 exons. Gene Ontology annotation, molecular function: sialyltransferase activity.
UCCACCCACACAACUAGCGACAUUGUAGCAGUGUGCGACAAGUUUUGGCGUUUCAGAGAUGUUCCCUCCCACUGUCAAUGUUGGGUCUACUGUGUUGUGUGUGCUGAUGGUGCAACUGUACAGUGACCGCUAUUUACCUUUUGAGGAGGGUUACACAUACACUCGCUGUUGGAUAUCAAUUUGACAUUGACGCCGGAGAUGGACAGCUAGCUCGCAUAUAAAGACGAAAUGUGUAUCUUAGCUAUCGGUCACUUCUGGGACACGCAUCAUCAAAGAAACGUAGGAGGUGAUGAGAAUCAUGAAGCCAACCCGUCACCUACUCCUGGUGCUUUGUCCCAUGGUGGUCCUGGGCUUCCUCUACUACUCCUCUGGGAGACUGCACCCCUGGGGCUGGGGACAUAAAUCACAGAAAGACCUGGAUAGUUUUGUCUCCGUGGGACAAUUAUUUCACUCAGUGUAUGACAAACAGGGAUUCUUGCUGAAGUUGGAUGGUAAUCUGCCUUUGGAGCUGAUGUACAAGUAUGGCAAUCUCAGCGAGGGAGUCUGCAAACCUGGCUAUGCAGCUGCCAAGAUGACUGCCAUUUAUCCAAAGUUCACUAAACCAGCCCCCAUGUUCCUUGAUCCGAAUUUUAGACGAUUCAACAAAAUCAGCAAAUUCUUCCCACCUUUUGGAAUAAAAUUGCAAGAAAAGAUCAUAGAUAAUAUUCUGACAGCCACAAAGAGCUAUGGUCUGGAAGAUGAGCUGGACAGUCUGAGUUGUAAAAAGUGCAUCAUCAUGGGAAAUGGUGCUAUUCUGACCAACAAGUCUAUGGGUGCAAGGAUUGACGAGUACAACGUGAUUGCAAGGUUGAACGAGGCUCCAGUGAGUGGCUAUGAGAAAGAUGUGGGCUCCCGGACCACUAUUCGUAUCACCUACCCAGAGGGAGCCAUCCAGAAGACUGAACGCUACGAACAGGACUCCCUCUUCGUUCUCUCUGCCUUCAAAGCUCUCGACUUCAAAUGGCUGCGGUCCAUGAUCUUUAAAGAUAGGCUGCAUAGUACAGAUGGGUUCUGGAAGUCUGUGGCCCAUCAUGUCCCCAGGGAGCCCAGUGAGAUGAGGAUCCUCAACCCUUACUUCAUCCAGGAGGCUGCCUUCAGGUUCAUUGGCCUGCCACACAACAAAGGACAGAUGGGGAGAGGGAAUAUUCCGACACUGGGGACUGUUGCCAUAACAAUGGCCCUCCAUAACUGUGAUGAGGUAGCCGUGGCUGGAUUUGGUUAUGACAUGAGUACCCCCCACGCCCCCCUACACUACUACGAGAAGAUCAGGAUGGCAGCCAUCAAACAGUCCUGGACUCAUAACAUUUCUAAAGAGAAGGAGUUCCUGAUUAAGCUGGUGAAGGCCGGGGUUAUACAGGACUUGACCCAUGGGAUCUGUGGCUCAGGGUGCUGAUGACAACAUCCAGCCAAUCCCAGAUCACAGAGAGAUAUGGAGGAGAAACACAGGGGCAGCAUUGUGAAGUCCUGCUCUGUUCCCCUCAACCUAACCUUCACCGCUGGCUGAGGCAUACUGUUGUCAGGACAGAAGUCUGGUGAAGGGUUCUGAAGCGUUCCUAUCUCUGACAGAAGAUAAAUGUGGUAAAUGGCAUCUUCACUGGACUUCCUUGGAGAGAUAGAACUAUACACAACACUUUAGAAUACUCUAGAACACAGAGAGCUUGAACUCUGUAGAACACGGAGUUAUACUGUUCUAUUUUAUGAUUUGCUGCAGUGUGACAAUAGUUUUAAGUUUUAUUAGUCAUAUGUAUGGGAUAUACAUGGUAUGCACCGUCGAACCCAAUGCUUACUUGCAAGUUCCUUCUCGACAAUGCAACAACAAUAAUAAAUAAUAAAUGAUAAGAAUAUGAACAUAAAGUAAAUGGCUCAGUUGAAUAGAAUAUAUUUAUUUGUAUAAGUAUAGUACAGGAAGGCACAAUUUAUAGUCCAGUAUUUACCCAUGUGUUUUGGGGAUUUGGGGGCAAGUGUUUAUAUUGUGCAGUAUUUAGCAAUCGUAAUAAGAGUCUGGUAGCAGCAUUUGUGGUGUGUGUGUGCGUGAGCGAGUGCGCUAAGGUGACGAGAAUCAGAGCAGGUGGUCAGUCAAGUUCAAGUGUUAAGCAGUCUGAUGGUUGGUAGAUACAAAUUGUCACUGAGCCUGUUGGUAUCAGACAUCAUGCUCCGAUACCGUCUGCCUGACGGUAAGGGAGUAAACAACUUGUGGCUGGAAUGUGUGGGGUCCUUAAUGAUGACUGGAGCUUUCCUCAGGCACCGUUUCGAGUAGAUGUCCUAGAUGGGUCGGAGCAUGGUCCCAGUGAUGUGGUGGGCCGUCUUCACCACUCGCUGGAGGGCCUUGUGGUCGUGAAUGGAGCGAUUCCUGUACCAGUCCGUAAUGCAACCGGUCAGGGCACUCUCGAUGGUGCAUCGGCAGUAUUUGGAGAGGACCCGGAGUGACAUGCCAAAUUUCUUCAGUCGCCUUAGGAAUUACAGACGCUGACGAGUGGUGGUGUUGUUGGUCCAUGACAAGUCCUCUGUGAUGUGGACACUGAGGAACUUAAAACUGCUGACUCAAUACAGUAUCAUGAAAAGAUGGACUGAGAAUAUCUUUGGAGGAGGAAGAAGUGAAUACCUCUGCUCAUACAGUAUACUUGAAUAUAUUCAGUCACCACAUACGCAUCUUAGAAACUGUUGUUACUGUUCUUAAACUGUUAUUUUCAGAUCUCGUAAUGGCUGCGGUGCCCUCUUUAUCUGGGCUUCGUCAUUAUGGGAUGGUUGACAUCGGGGUAGCAAAUAAUGCGCAUACAUAUUCUGCUUUUACUGUAUCAGGAAGCAGAGAUGCUCAUGACUGUUAGAAGCCCUCCACAACUUCCUUCCUCCCCCCUUUUAAGAUGUAUUACAAUUAUUUACCUUUAAAGGUUACUUUGUUCUACUGUCGUUUUUUUCAAUGCAAAGAGGAGGACUGAACAAUCAAUCCCCUCACUGGAUAAACAUAUAUUAUUUGUAAGAGCCUAUAUUUUAUUUUACUGUUCUCUGUGAGAAACACUGGGCUUUGUGUGAUCUUAAGUCCAUCAGUGUGGUUCCCAAACACUGAACUGUCCCGGAUCACGUUUCACACUGUUACUCUGGUCUUAAUGCUGUUAUCUUUGCCUGAGUCCCAAAUGACACCCUAUUACAGGGUUCUCCAACUCUGUUCCUGGGGAGCUACCAUUCUGUAGGUUUUCGCUCUAACACUAAUCUAGUACACCUGAUUCUAAUAAUUAGCUGGCUGAUCAACUGAAUCAGGUUAGUUGGAGAGAAAAAACAAACAGGAGGGUGGCUCUCCAGGAACAGGGUUGGAGAGCCAUGUCCUAUUGCCUAUGUACUGUACUACUUUUGGCCAGGAGCCUAUACGUCAUUAAACAGACAAUCUUAUCCAGUCCGACUUUCAGGAGCAAUUAGGGUUAAGUGCCUUGCUCAAAGGCACAAUUUUAUCUAGUUGGCUAGGGGAUUUGAAUCAGCGACUUUAACACUCUUAACUGCUAGGCUACCUGCAGCCCUAUAGGGAAUAGGGUGUCAUUUGGGAUGCUUCCUUUAUGUCAGGCCUCUGCAUGGCCUGCAAACAUACUCAGUGUUACUACUGACUACUGUCAGUUGUUGUAUAAAUGUUAUAAUUUUCUUUGUUUUUGCCCAAAAUAAUAGAAAUGUUUUAAGUAAUAAUAUGUGUUGUCUUAACCGGCAUUCUCUGUUCAACUACAUAAUGUCUUAUUUUCUACAUUUUUGGUAGCGUAAAAUGCAUUACUGUAAAAUGGAUUACAGAACUUACUGGAAGAAAGUGGCCAAUCAUUUGCUGUAAUUAAUUUUACAGUACUGCUACUGUAAUCCAUUUUACGGUAAUGCAUUUUACCCUACCAACAAUGUUACUGUAAUCUAAUUUACAGUAUAUUACUGGAAUUACCCAUGCAGCAACAUAUUAUGCAGUGUUCUUUGCAAGGUCUCCUUUUGAUAUUUACCUUUUGGUAAUUUAGCGGGUGCUCUUGUCCUUAGCAAUUUUCAGUCAAAUCAAAUGUUAUUUGUCACAUACUUACAAGCCCUUAACCAACAAUGCAGUUAAAGAAAUGGAGUUUAAAAAAAUAUUUACUAAAUCAACUUAAGUAAAAAAUUAUAUAAAAUGUUACACAAUAAAAUAACAAUAACGGGGUUAUAUACAGGGGGUAUCGGUAUGUGCGGAGGUACAGGUUAGUCGAAGUAAUUUGUACAUGUAGGGGUAAAGUGACUAUGCAUAGAUAAUAAACAGCGAGUAGCAGCAGUGUAAAAACAGUCCGUGUGGCCAUUUGAUUAAUUGUUCAGCAGUCUUAUGGCUUGGGGGUAGAAGCUGUUAAGGAGCCUUUUGGACCUAGACUUGGCGCUCCGGUACCGCUUCCCAUGCAGUAGCAGAUUGAACAGUCUAUGACAUGGGUGGCUGGAAUCUUUGACACUUUUUCUCUGACACUGCCUAGUAUAUAGGUAUUGGAUGUCAGGAAGCUUGGCCCCAGAUGCACUGUAGCGCCUUUUGGUCGGAGCAGUUGCCAUACCAGGCGGUGAUGCAACCGGUCAGGAUGCUCUCAAUGGUUCAGCUGUAGAACUUUUUAGGGAUCAGGGGACCCAUGCCAAAUCUUUUCAGUCUCCCGAGGGGGAAAAGGUGUUGGCCAGGGACUGACUGAAACAAUAAUUCUGGCCGGGAAUUUGACUCCAUCCCAGGCCACCCUGUUCACGCAAACCAUCAGACUGCAAAUUUUUAGGCUAACCCUUUUUGUUGAAGUAACGGGUUCCAAACUUGUAUUAAAUUUGGUCACUAUGUUCAUCUGGGAAGAAAGUUAUCCACAUGACAAAAUACAAACAUUUGGGACUGACCAACAAGUAGCCUAUCUGAACACUGAGUUUUCAAGGUAUGCUAUGGCUAUGGGUGCACCCUCAAAAACUCACUAGGAAUACACCAAUCACAGCACAUACAAAUGUACAAGGCUAGACGCACAAAACAAUUAACCUACACUUGAUAAAAAGACAAUGAGAUAUACAGAGUUAGCUCAAAUGUUCAAAUGGUUAUCUUUAUAUUCAAGCAUCAAGCAUAUCAAAAGUAUCAAAAACCAUAAGCUACAACAAUGUAAGUAAGUAUAAUACAAAAGUUGAAAAAGCACUCCUCUACAAAAAAUGUAGACUACAAUGUUCACUCACUGGUGUCCAUAAAGCAAACAGCACAAAAAUAAACAUAUCUAUCCACUGAGUCAAUGAAAUUGAACAUUAGCUACAUAACUGCAAGUAUAAUACGAAAGUCCAAAAAACAAGCCUCUAUACAAAAGCUUUAACUCACAGCAAAUUUUCUUUCACCCUUGUCAGCCUGUUAAGGAAGAGUCAUAUCAUAGCUACUUCAGAGUAACCAGUGAGUAAUUACAACUAGUAAACCAGUAGGCGGUGCAGUAACUCACUGCUCUCUGCCAUCUUGUCAAUAAUGUCAUCUUUGUCAAGUCCCAUAAGAAUCUCCUUCUCUGUUGCCAUCAAAAGGAACGCUUUAAGGUUCUCUUGAGUGAGGGAGGUUCUCAUCACUAAGCUAAGGAUCCUGGGACUAAACACCUCCCUCUGCAACUGGAUCCUGGACUUCCUGAUGGGCCACCCCCAGGUGGUGAGGGUAGGUAACAACACAUCUGCCACGCUGAUCCUCAACACUGGAGCUCCCCAGGGGUGUGUGCUCAGUCCCCUCAUGUACUCCCUGUUCACCCACGACUGCAUGGCCAGGCACGACUCCAACACCAUCAUUUGCAGACGACACAACAGUGGUAGGCCUGAUCACCGACAAUGACGAGACAGCCGAUAGGGAGGAGGUCAGAGACCUGGCUGGGUGGUAACAGAAUAACAACCUAUCCCUCAAUGUAACCAAGACUAAGGAAAUUAUUGUGGACUACAGGAAAAGGAGGACCAAGCAAGCCCCUAUUCUCAUCGACGGGGCUGUAGUGGAGCAGGUUGAGAGCUUCAAGUUCCUUGGUGUCCACAUCAACAACAAACUAGAAUGGUCCAAACACACCAAGACUGUCGUGAAGAGGGCACGACAAAGCCUAUUCCCCCUCAUGAAACAGAAAAUAGUUGACAUGGGUCCUGAGAUUCUCAAAAGGAUAUACAGCUGCAACAUUGAGAGCAUCCUGACUGGUUGCAUCACUGCCUGGUACGGCAAUUGCUCGGCUUCCGACCGCAAGGCACUACAGAGGGUAGUGGGUACGGCCCAGUACAUCACUGGGGCUGAGCUGCCUGCCAUCCAGGACCUCUACACCAGGCGGUGUCAGAGGAAGACCCUAAAAAUUGUCAAAGACCCCAGCCACCCCAGUCAUAAACUGUUCUCUCUACUACCGCAUGGCAAGCGGUACCGGACUGCCAAGUCUAGGACAAAAAGGCUUCUCAACAGUUUUUACCCCCAAGCCAUAAGACUUCUGAACAGGUAAUCAAAUGGCUCCCUGGACUAUUUGCGUUGUGUGCCUCCCCCCCUCUUUUACGCUGCUGCUACUCUCUGUUUAUCAUAUAUGCAUAGUCACUUUAACUAUACAUUCAUGUACAUACUACCUCAAUUGGGCCGACCAACCAGUGCUCCCGCACAUUGGCUAACCGGGCUAUCUGCAUUGUGUCCCACCACCCGCCAACCCCUCUAUUACGCUUCUGCUACUCUCUGUUCAUCAUAUAUGCAUAGUCACUUUAACCAUAUCUACAUGUACAUACUACCUCAAUCAGCCUGACUAACCGGUGUGUGUAUGUAGCCUCGCUACUUUUAUAACCUCGCUACUGUAUAUAGCCUCUCUACUGUUAUUUUUCACUGUCUUUUUACUGUUGUUUUAUUUAUUUAUUUAUUUUAUUUCUUUACUUACCUGUUGUUCACCUAAUAGCUGUUUUGCACUAUUGGUUAGAGACUGUAAGUAAUGUUUACUACACCUGUUGUAUUCGGCGCACGUGACAAAUAAACUUUGAUUUGAUUUGA